AUGCCUCCUCGCCAGUCAUCUCGGCUUAAGAAAGCCAUUGCGGAUACUGCCGCCAAUGUCAGUGCCCCUACUAACAAGACAUCAAAAGCCAAGGCUACAAAAUCCAAAGCCACCGAAGAAGACAUCAAGGACGAGGAGCCUACUGUUAUCGAGGAACCCAAGUCCUCCAAGAAGCGAAAGGCAGAUAAGAUCGAAGACGAGGAAGAGGAAGAGGACCAAGCUGAGGACGAGCCUGUCGCCGAGAAACCUAAAGCCGGGAAGAAGCGCAAGACUGCUGCCAAGGCAAAGACUGAAGAUCUAAUGGCCCUCGCCAAGCGCACUAUAAUCAAUACCCUUAAGAAGUCUAUGUACAUCGGCGCACACGUCAGUAGUGCAGGAGGUGUGCACAACUCCAUCAACAACGCCGUCCACAUCGGCGCCAACGCCUUCGCUCUAUUCCUCAAGUCCCAGCGCAAAUGGACCAACCCUCCCAUAGCGCCCGAAGCUCUCGAUGGGUUCCAAUCCUUGUCAAAACAGCACAAGUUUGAAGUCCACAAGCAUUGUCUUCCGCACGGCUCCUAUCUCGUGAAUCUUGCCCAGGCGGAGAAGGAAAAGGCCGAUCAGGCGUAUAGUUCGUUUCUGGAUGAUUUGAAACGCUGCGAGUCGCUCGGCAUCAAGCUGUAUAACCUCCAUCCGGGAAAUACCAAUGGCGAUUCUAGAUCUGCGGCUAUCGGUAGGAUAGCGACGCAGCUUAACAAGGCGCAUAAGGCGACGAGCACCGUUAUAACUGUGUUGGAGAAUAUGGCCGGGCAGGGCAACGUCAUUGGUUGCAAGUUCGAAGACCUGCGAGAUAUUAUCGAACUCGUAGAGGAUAAGAGUCGCGUUGGAGUUUGUAUAGAUACGUGCCACGCCUUCGCCGCAGGUUACGACCUCCGCGCCCCAGAAGCCUUCGAAGACACCAUGUCCAAAUUCAACAGCAUCGUCGGCGCCGAAUACCUCAAAGCCUUCCACAUCAACGACUCCAAAGCACCCUUCGACUCCCACCGCGACCUACACGCCAACAUCGGCACCGGCUUCCUCGGCCUGCGCGCCUUCCACAACGUCAUGAACCACGCCGCCUUCCAAGGCAUGCCCAUGGUCCUCGAGACCCCUAUCGACCGCAAGGGCCCCGACGGCAAGUCCGUCGAGGACAAGCAGAUCUGGGCCGACGAGAUCAAGCUCCUCGAAAGCCUCAUCGGCAUGGACCCCGAGAGCGACGAGUUCAAGGCACUUGAUACCCGACUCCAGGCCGAGGGCGCCGGCGAGCGUAGCAAGAUCCAGGAUCAGGUUGAUCGCAAGAGCGUCAAGGAUGCGAAGAAGGCCGCUCCGAAGAAGCGAGGCAAGAAGAAAGCUGUGGCUUCGGAUGAGGAUUCUGAAUAA
Messenger RNA from Daldinia childiae, 1398 nucleotides. RefSeq names its product DNA-(apurinic or apyrimidinic site) lyase 1. The transcript has 3 exons. Gene Ontology annotation, cellular component: mitochondrion; nucleus. The record is from RefSeq and is a predicted model, not a curated record. Gene Ontology annotation, molecular function: zinc ion binding; DNA binding; phosphoric diester hydrolase activity. Lineage: Eukaryota; Fungi; Ascomycota; Sordariomycetes; Xylariales; Hypoxylaceae. The coding region runs from base 1 to 1398 and encodes 465 amino acids. Gene Ontology annotation, biological process: base-excision repair.